Molecule: messenger RNA, 1725 nt
Organism: Cladophialophora carrionii CBS 160.54
Lineage: Eukaryota; Fungi; Ascomycota; Eurotiomycetes; Chaetothyriales; Herpotrichiellaceae
Exons: 2
Coding region: 1-1725 (574 amino acids)
Biological process (GO): regulation of mRNA processing; spliceosomal complex assembly; protein phosphorylation
Molecular function (GO): protein kinase activity; ATP binding
Source: RefSeq, a predicted model, not a curated record
AUGCGCUCUAGCAAUUUGCUCAAACGGGCGCACAGCCACAACAAGCAGACACUCUCUAAUCUGCUUCACUCGAGAGGCACCUCGCCACAUCCCCAGCCCGACACGAUCUCCGGCCACAAGCUGAUUGAGGAAGAGACUAACCCAAAUUAUAAACCGGAGCACUGGUACCCCGCGAGAAUUGGCGAGGUCCUAAACCAUCGCUAUGAGCUUCUUGUCAAACUCGGUUACGGCAUGACGGCGACUGUCUGGCUCGCCAAGGAUCUCCACGCUGACGGUCAGUCCGGAAACCGGAAAUAUGUCACGAUCAAAAUCAACGUCAACACGCUCGGCGAGGACUUUCAGAAAGGCAGACGCGCAAUUGCAGAGAAGCUUUUCUCAGCAAAUCCUCAGCAUCCGGGAUACGCGCACGUCCGAUUCAUGCUCGAUACAUUCCGAGUGAACGGUAAAUAUGGCGAUCAUCUGUGCAUCGUCUACGACGUCCUCCGUGAACCUAUUGACUUGUGCAUGAAGAAGUUCCCUGGGAGUCGCUUCAGCUGUGGCAAACUUCGAGUCCUGCUGCCUGCUCUUCUAAAAGGACUUGACUACAUGCACUCCGAAUGCCACGUGGUACAUACCGAUCUGAAGCCUGACAAUAUCAUGAUGGGAUUAGGCGACCCUAAUAUCCUCGACCACUUCGUACAACACGAACAUGACCACCCAUCCCCGCGAAAAGCACCAGACAGCCACGGACGUAUCAUCUAUACAUCAUGCAGUGACUUUGGCGAGUCACCGACCGAGGCUGUCAUUGCCUCGGCCAAGAUUACAGACAUCGGUCUGGCGGCUUGGGGAGACGAGAAGAACACUAAACCCAUUCAGUCGAAUGUCUUUAUGGCACCUGAGGUCAUCCUCCAGGCAGGCUGGUCCUAUCCAGCAGAUAUAUGGAAUCUAGGCGUGAUGUUGUGGGACUUGGUCGAAAACAUUGGAUUGUUUGACUCAAUAAGCACAGAGCCUGAUCACUAUCGGCCAGAGCAGCACUUGGGCUUGAUGAUAGCCUUGCUGGGUCCUCCCCCGAAGGAGUUUCUGGCCCGGUGUGCGAAGGCAAAGUGGUACUUUGACGGCGACGGUCAAUUCAAAUACCCCAAAUAUGUGGCAGAGGAUUGCAAAUUUGAACAUUCCAUCCACCGGAUGAAUGCGGAAGAAAAGGAGCUGUUCAUCGAUAUGGCGAAGAAGAUGUUGACCUGGGUCCCCGAAGAGCGCUGGACUGCGAAACAAUUGCUUGAGCACCCGUUUCUGACCAAAGAACGAGAAUGUUAUUGGGACACACCAAGCCUCAGUAGGGCUUCGACAACAUCGGUGGGAUCCUUGACACCUUCACGUUCAGGAACACCCGGACUGCCACCAACGUCGGUACCAAAUGGUUCAGUCCAUCAUUCAAGCCUCCCAGUGAGACUUCUCGAACUGGUACCUUCGCUCGCGUCGUCAGACACCACAGAGCCGCGACUGCAGAGACAGUCGACAAACGGGUCCUUGAAAGCGUCGGAGAACGAUGAGAAGUCGACCUCUAGCUCGACUCUACCAUUGAAGCCCAAAAUGGAGACUCUGGCGGAGUCCAAGGGCGAAAGCAAUGACGAGGCGCCGAACAAGAAGCGUGUCUCAAUCAACAAGUCGAAUGAAUCGUCCCAAGCCAUGAUCGACGCCAUUCUCAACCGGGGCAAGAAUCACACUCCCAAACCCGAAGCGAAGUAA